GGAGGAAGUAUGCCUUCUUGUAAUCGCAAAUGCUGCUUACUAAAAAACCCUAAAAAAACCCUAAAAACCCCUAAAAACCCCUGUGAGAAUCACACUGACGACGACAUCGAUGGCGAACCUGGCAGUUCCAGUAGUCAGUUCCUUUAUGCCUUUCUACGACACCUUUAUUCGGGCAAUCCUCCCACGAAUCGAGGCGUUGGCAAACUUGUUACUGGCUUCAUUGGACGAUUACGGGAGCUGAACUUGUACACUCCCCUAAGGCUAACAAGUACUAUACGCCAGAGUACACCUUUCUCACCUUCGGAGCUAGUACGGAGUGUGUCUACUCAGCUGGGUGCUGAGCUCAAACGUAUUUAUCGCAAUGGAGCGAUUGAACUACAAGAGCAGCUCAAGGGUUGGCAAAAAAAAAGGCAGACCGGAAGUAGUUGGAUACGACUUGGAGAUCCAUAACAAGUUGACAGCCGUGGAGAGCUUUCUGGCAUUCAACAUGACGAGCGGCAACAGGCGGAAGAUUGCCCCACUAUCUUCGGCAAAGGAUGGUUUUGUCUCGUUCUCGGAGCGAGAGCUCGUCACUUUAUGCUGGAAACGACCGCUCCUUAAAACUCGGAUUCUGGAGUUGGCAAGGGUCACAUUUUCCAGCUGCUCCUCGGAGGAUGACGUGAAAACCAUAUGGUUACCAGAUCAAGAGCCAGGGUUCCUAAUCAAGAGCCUUAUUGUAGAUGUCGCUCCUACUGGUCUCACUGUUCGGCAACGAGGGAAGCUGGGAUACCGAGGCGCAAUCACCAACAUGUCCCUUCUGGAUGCGAGGAACCAUUUGUCUGCCAUCCGUGACCCCAACUUUGACCCUCGAAAUUACAGCCUCAAGGGAUAUGUUCUGACAGGAUCUUUCCGCACCAAUGGCUUCAGGCUUCAGCUGUCUGCCUACAAGUUGAAGGAGUUGCAAGCGGUUCGAUAUCGGAGGCUGGCAGAUGCCAUUUUGCCCCCUCGCCUGACGUCAACGGUUGGAGGUACCGACUAUUACUUGCAGGAGAUCCGGAAUGUCGUAAAGACCAAGGACGAUGUCACUCGACUCUGGCCGCAUUGCCCUCCAGAAAAAAUCAAGAUUUUGUGUCUGGAUAUUGGUCAAGCCUAUGUUGUAGCUGGAAGCGCCUUCCUACCAGAUACAGACCGUCCGAUCAACGACAAAAAAGGAAAGGGGCGUGUCGUGGCGACCUCUGCUUUCCCAACCGCUACUACCCACAGGGCCACUCCUGCCUCUUUGAUCUCCACAGCCGCCCCUGGGACGAACUCUACUACCUCUUUGAUGGAUCCGCCCUAUCCAGAGACAUACUACAACAUAUCUGUUAACCAGAAGGCCGUGUACCAACCCACAUUCAAGUUCCGAAGAUGGACAGAGGAGCAAAAACGGGUGGUACCGGAAGGUGCAACUCAAUCGAUCCAAGAGAUUGAGUCAGACCUCCCACCGCUCCGCGGGCCAGAUGCAAGCGUUGGGCAGUACGUUCAGCAGCUCGAGAUGGUCGAGCAGCGCUUGAGCAGUUUUUACAAUGGCUCGAACAGGCUCUACCAGAGCCACGAAUGGGAUGCCCAACGUGCACGGGAGGAGGAGUACCUGGUAAUCGCAAACAGUUUGCUGAGGUCGGUGGGGGGAUCGAUAGGCGCCAAAAGAGACGAAAAGAACAUGGUGGUGAUUGGCAUUGGACUUGGUCAAUUCAGCAGUUGCUCGCGCCUCACAUCACUCCACGACUCCUUUCUGGCAUUCUUUGUGCCCCUGGUGUCUAUCCGAAGGCUCUUCUGCGAGGACUGUGGAACUCCAUUCCACAGGGAUGAGAUGGCGGCCCACAACAUGGUGAAUGCCGUCCAAGGACAUCUGCUCCACCAACAGCGGCCUUUGUACCUGCAGCCGGUAGACGAGGAGGGAAAUUAUCCGUGGAUGAAGACGGAGACCACCGGGGGCGCUGAGGAAAAGGACCACCAAGCUUUUGAGGGAACCAGCAGUAGCAGUAGCAACAUCGACAACUGCACUCUCGAUAGCGUCCAAGACAGCACCCAAAAGGCAUCCAAGAGAAAGGCUUCGGAGGAGGAGGAACAGAUCAUGGCGAUCCUCCAGAGGACGCGCCGACCCCGCGAGGAAUAGUAG
Messenger RNA from Gamsiella multidivaricata, 2137 nucleotides. RefSeq lists its product as uncharacterized. Lineage: Eukaryota; Fungi; Mortierellomycota; Mortierellomycetes; Mortierellales; Mortierellaceae. The transcript is spliced from 3 exons. Bases 362 to 2134 code for a protein of 590 amino acids. The record is from RefSeq and is a predicted model, not a curated record.